CCUCUACAUAGAUCAAUGAGUAGAUGUGUGCUAUUAAGGGGAUCGAAGGAAUACAAAGUGUGUGUGUGUUCUGCAGGCGACCCAAAAGCUGAUCUGGCGUAUGAACGUCAGUAUGAGCACCAGCAGACGUAUCAUGUGAUCCCUGAGGUCAUCAAGAACUUCCUGCAGUAUUUUCAUAAAACCAUCUCAGACCUCAUCGAUCAGAAGGUUUACGAGCUGCAGGCCAACCGCGUGACCAGCGAGAGCAUUGAGCAGAAGAUCUAUGAGAUCCAGGAUGUUUAUGAGAACAGCUGGAACAAGCUCACUGAUCGCUUCUUUAAGACAUCUCCAUGGCCGGAGGCAGAAGCCAUCGCUUCCCUGGUUGGUAACGAUGCAGUUUUCUUGAUCCUGUACAAGGAGCUGUACUACAGGCACAUCUACGCCAAAGUCAGCGUGAGUGUGUUUGCUCGACCCCUACCGUCGUAUUUGUUUCAUUCUGUUGUACUUUCUAUUCUGUAUUGUCAUAAUGGCGUGAUGAAUAAUCUAAAUCGUGUAUUGUGUGUUGUUCAGAUUAAUAAACAGAACGAGCAGAUGCACGGGCUGCUGGCCAUCGCUCUCACCAUGUACCCCAUGCGCAUCGACGAGAGCAUCCACACACAGCUGCGCGAGAAAUACGGAGACAAGAUGCUCCGCAUGCAGAAAGGUAUAGAAAUAACUCUCUACACCACCAUGCCUGUGGCCAAACUGGCUGGAUUCCUGGACAUGUCCGAGCAGGAGUUUCGCAUCCAGCUGCUGGUCUUCAAACACAAGAUGAAGAACCUGGUGUGGACCAGCGGUAUCUCUGCUCUGGAUGGAGAGUUUCAGUCUGCCUCUGAGGUCGACUUCUACAUCGACAAGGAUAUGAUCCAUAUUGCAGACACCAAGGUUGCCCGUCGCUAUGGAGAUUUCUUUAUCCGACAGAUCCACAAGUUUGAGGAGCUUAACCGAACGCUGAAGAAAAUGCCUCUGACUGGUGCCCCUUCGAGUUUGACCAGCACCACGUCACGUGCCACUUAAUGCAGGUCCCACCAGAAGAACCAAUCAAACCCUAAUUUGAUCUGACUGUGAUAUCCACCAAUCACAGGCCAACCUUCUCAACCUAUCAGGAACCUCCUCUGAUACUCUUGAACCAAUCGGAGGCCAUUUCUGAACUAUAAUAUAAUAAUGAGGUCUGUCAAAAACAAGUGAAACUGAUGGAAGUCAAUAAAGUUUGAUGU
Messenger RNA from Sinocyclocheilus grahami, 1235 nucleotides. Its product is annotated as eukaryotic translation initiation factor 3 subunit L-like. Gene Ontology annotation, cellular component: eukaryotic translation initiation factor 3 complex; cytoplasm. Gene Ontology annotation, molecular function: translation initiation factor activity. The transcript is spliced from 8 exons. Gene Ontology annotation, biological process: translational initiation. NCBI's taxonomy places the organism in Eukaryota, Metazoa, Chordata, Actinopteri, Cypriniformes, Cyprinidae. Bases 16 to 1035 code for a protein of 339 amino acids. The record is from RefSeq and is a predicted model, not a curated record.